AUGGAGGUCAAGCUUGCAGCGGGCCAUCCUCAGAAGCUUCAUCAUGUAACACGCAUAACUGUCCUGGUACUUAAUGGAGAAUGGAGUGUGUGGAACUACUGGGGUGGUUGUUCUGUUGCAUGUGGGAGUGGGACUAGACAACGAUCACGCAACUGUGACAAUCCGAUGCCGAGAUAUGGAGGUUUGGCAUGCAGUGGACAAUCGUAUGAAUAUUCAUACUGCAAUACGCACAACUGUCCUGUUGAUGGAGGUUGGAGUUGGUGGAACGGUUGGGGAAGUUGUUCUGCGACAUACGGGGUAGGACAAAGAUCAAGGUCACGCACAUGUGACAAUCCCUCACCGAGGUAUGGAGGUCAAGCCUGCUCGGGACAAUCCCAUGAUUCCUCAACAUGCUGCUUGCAGAACUGUCCCGGCAUAAGGAUUGUCAGUGGUACGUCUUACAACAAUGGAAGAGUAGAAAUAGAAUAUGGUGGAACCUGGGGAACAGUGUGUGAUGAUAGCUGGGAUGAUAACGAUGCAGCUGUUGUUUGUCGCAUGUUAGGAUUCUCUGGGUAA
Messenger RNA from Saccostrea echinata, 555 nucleotides. Its product is annotated as semaphorin-5A-like. The record is from RefSeq and is a predicted model, not a curated record. Gene Ontology annotation, cellular component: membrane. The coding region runs from base 1 to 555 and encodes 184 amino acids. The transcript has 4 exons. NCBI's taxonomy places the organism in Eukaryota, Metazoa, Mollusca, Bivalvia, Ostreida, Ostreidae.